Messenger RNA from Pelodiscus sinensis (Chinese soft-shelled turtle), 1127 nucleotides. The record is from RefSeq and is a predicted model, not a curated record. NCBI's taxonomy places the organism in Eukaryota, Metazoa, Chordata, Testudines, Trionychidae.
AGUUUCUUAAGCUGUGCAGGUUCAAAUGUCAACAGAGUUGUAAAUGUUUCUGAAUUGUCUUUAUCGUAGGAGUCAAAGUUUAAAGAAACUGGAGUCAUCACUCCUGAAGAAUUUGUAGCAGCUGGAGACCACUUAGUUCAUCACUGUCCUACUUGGCAAUGGGCUUCAGGAGAAGAGUUAAAGGUCAAGGCUUAUCUGCCAACAGACAAACAGUUUUUGGUAACUAAAAAUGUGCCAUGCUACAAGCGGUGUAAACAGAUGGAGUAUUCAGAUGAACUGGAAGCAAUUAUAGAAGAAGAUGAUGGUGAUGGGGGAUGGGUAGAUACAUUUCACCAUGCAGGUAUUGGAGGCGUGACAGAAGCAGUUAAGGAGAUCACACUGGAAAGCAAGGAGAAUAUAAAACUACCAGAACAUCCAGACUCCUGUGAGGAUGAUGAAGAUGGUGAAGGAGAAGCAGCUGACAUGGAAGAAUAUGAAGAGAGUGGUCUAUUGGAGACAGAUGAUGCAACUCUCGACACACGAAAAAUAGCAGAAGCUAGCAAACCUAAAGCUGAUGUUGGAGGAGAAGAUGCCAUCCUGCAGACCAGAACUUAUGACCUCUAUAUCACUUAUGACAAAUACUACCAGACUCCAAGGCUGUGGUUAUUUGGAUAUGAUGAGCAACGGCAGCCUUUAACAGUGGACCACAUGUAUGAAGAUAUUAGUCAAGAUCAUGUCAAGAAAACAGUAACAAUUGAAAAUCAUCCCCAUCUUCCUCCACCGCCCAUGUGUUCAGUUCAUCCAUGCAGGCAUGCCGAAGUGAUGAAGAAAAUAAUUGAAACAGUUGCAGAAGGUGGGGGAGAACUUGGAGUUCAUAUGUACCUUCUUAUUUUCUUGAAAUUUGUACAAGCAGUCAUUCCAACAAUAGAAUAUGACUACACAAGACACUUUACAAUGUAAUUAGAAAUCACAAAUGUCAAUGCUAAUUACUGGUUGAUUUUUAAAAAAAAGUGUAACUUGUUUGUUCAGCAUUGUACUCCAUUUCUGUAACUCAACUUUUAUCAAGUUAAUGCAUCAAAAUAAAAAGUUCCACUACCAGCCUUACUUUUUAAUAAAUACCUGUGUUAAAAUAAACCACUUUUCAUUCC